AUGAGGGUAUUCGCUGUCUUGUGCUGUUUGAUUGCUGGGGAAGUUUUAUCUUCAAGACCAAAUCCGGAAGAAAAUCAUGGUAUAGGUCGAACCAGAAAAAGACUCGUCGAUGGUGAUAUAAAAUUGACUAAAAAUCAAAGAGCUGUUAUGAAUGGAAAAUCUAGAGGAUCGAUAAAGAACAACAGAUGGCCUAACGGAGUUCUGGUGUACGAGAUCACAAGUUCCCUUUCAUCUCAGGGGAGAGCCAUGCAAGUCAUAAAUCAGGCAUUUGCUGAUUACACCAAGAAUACGUGCAUCAAGUUUAAGAAGAGGACCACUGAAACUAGCUACGUUUCCUUCUUCAGGGGAUCAGGUUGCUGGUCUUAUGUUGGAAGAACUGGUAGAAAGCAACAAUUAUCUCUUGCCUCCGGAUGUUGGCACAAGGGAAUAGUUGUACACGAAAUAGGGCAUGCCUUAGGCUGGUUUCAUGAACAAUCACGACCUGACAGAGAUAACUUCGUAACCAUCAAAUAUCAAAACAUUCAAGAUUCUGCCAAAAACAAUUUUAAGAAAUACACAUCAAGUGUCAUCGACACAUUGGGGACGCCAUAUGAUUAUGGAUCUGUGAUGCAUUACGGAGCAAAAUACUUCUCCAAGAAUGGUCAACCUACAAUAGUGCCCAAGAGAUCAGGGGUAACAAUUGGUCAGCGUAAUGGACUCAGUCCAAUUGACAUUCGACAAAUGAACUUGAUGUACAAAUGUUCAGGAGGACCUGAAAGCACAGAAAGUCAAGAAACAUAA
Pocillopora verrucosa is the source of this 780-nucleotide messenger RNA. Lineage: Eukaryota; Metazoa; Cnidaria; Anthozoa; Scleractinia; Pocilloporidae. The record is from RefSeq and is a predicted model, not a curated record.